Messenger RNA from [Torrubiella] hemipterigena, 612 nucleotides. Lineage: Eukaryota; Fungi; Ascomycota; Sordariomycetes; Hypocreales; Clavicipitaceae. The record is from the annotation of a GenBank genome assembly.
AUGAAGCUCCAGCGACAUCAACCCCGCCGUGGUGCAACGAGUCUCCGGAGACGACGGUUAACCAGCACGAGAUAUUGUCGCAAGAUUGAAAAGCUUGCCGCCAUGUCUCAAUCCCUCCGCCCUUACCUGCAGUGCGUACGCAGCAGCCUGACGGCCGCGUUGACGCUGUCCAACUUUGCCUCGCAGACAGUCGAGCGUCACAACGUCCCCGAGAUUGAGGCACAAACAUCGCCCGAAGUCCUCCUUACGCCGCUGCACAUUGCGAGAAACGAAAACGAGCGGGUCUUGAUCGAGCCCAGUGUCAACUCCGUCCGAAUUAGCAUCAAGAUCAAGCAGGCCGACGAGAUUGAGCAUAUCCUAGUACACAAAUUCACACGAUUCUUGACACAAAGAGCAGAGUCCUUCUUUAUUUUGCGAAGAAAGCCUAUCAAGGGUUACGAUAUUUCCUUCUUAAUUACAAACACACACACCGACGAAAUGUUGAAACACAAGCUUGUCGACUUUAUUAUUCAGUUUAUGGAAGAGGUGGACAAGGAAAUCUCCGAGAUGAAGCUCUUCCUGAAUGCCCGAGCUCGUUUCGUCGCUGAAUCUUUCUUGACUCCUUUUGACUAA